GAGCGAGCGAGCGAGAGCAGCCCUGAGUGCUUGGAAUAAUUCUGCUUCCGUCGGGAAUAGAGGCCAGCCACCGCUAGCCCACUCCGUCUGGGUUUCUUCUCGUGGAAGCUCGCGCGCUUUGCGGGGCCUCCGGCAUGGCAACCUCUCCUCAGAAAUCACCUUCCGCCCCCAAGUCUCCAACCCCCAAGUCACCCCCUUCCCGAAAGAAAGAUGAUUCCUUCUUGGGCAAACUGGGGGGCACCCUGGCGAGGAGGAAAAAAGCGAAAGAAGUGUCUGAGUUACAAGAAGAAGGGAUAAAUGCUAUUAACUUACCACUCAGCCCAAUACCUUUUGAACUAGAUCCUGAAGAUACUAUGCUAGAGGAAAAUGAAGUCCUAGCUCAUGUGUUUAUGCACAUAUGCAAUAUUGCUAAUGUUUUAUCUCUUGCACAGGUAUUAAUUGACUGGAUUAAUGAUGUGUUGGUAGGAGAACGCAUCAUUGUGAAAGAUCUCGCUGAAGAUCUGUAUGAUGGCCAAGUACUGCAAAAACUCUUUGAGAAGCUUGAGAGUGAGAAACUCAAUGUUGCUGAAGUCACGCAGUCAGAAAUAGCUCAGAAACAGAAGCUGCAGACAGUACUUGAAAAGAUCAAUGAAACUCUUAAACUCCCUCCAAGGAGCAUCAAGUGGAAUGUUGACUCUGUCCAUGCCAAAAGUCUAGUUGCAAUACUGCAUCUUUUGGUUGCAUUAUCACAAUAUUUCCGUGCUCCAAUCAGACUGCCAGAUCAUGUGUCCAUUCAAGUUGUUGUGGUCCAGAAACGCGAUGGAAUCCUCCAGUCCCGACAGAUACAAGAGGAAAUUACUGGUAACACUGAGGCACUGUCAGGACGGCAUGAACGGGAUGCAUUUGAUACCCUAUUUGAUCAUGCUCCAGACAAACUCAAUGUUGUAAAAAAGACCCUCAUAACUUUUGUGAAUAAGCACCUGAACAAGUUGAAUUUGGAAGUUACAGAGCUAGAAACCCAGUUUGCAGAUGGAGUGUACCUGGUUCUCCUGAUGGGUCUUCUUGAAGGUUAUUUUGUGCCUCUCCACAGCUUUUUCUUGACUCCUGAUAGUUUUGAACAAAAGGUCCUUAAUGUGUCCUUUGCAUUUGAGCUAAUGCAAGAUGGAGGAUUGGAAAAACCCAAACCAAGGCCAGAAGACAUUGUAAAUUGUGAUUUAAAGUCAACCUUGAGAGUGCUGUACAAUCUGUUCACGAAAUACAGAAACUUGGAAUGAAGAAUUUGUUGGAAUUGCCACAGAUAGCUGUAAAUGAACCAGCCAAGGAAGCUACUCUAAUCUUUGCAGUCUUUCUGUUUUAAUUAAACGCUGUGCUUUCCUCAAAGGAGACACCAUGCUUCUCAGAAUACCCUUCUGUGCUUGUGUGACAUAAACUAGUACUACCAAAAUAUGUUAUAAAGUAAAAACCCAGUGCACCUAUUUUCUGCUGAGAUUUUUAUACUGUUAUACAAUUCUUUUAUUUAAGCUCUCUCUUAAUUUUGCGCAGAAUAGGCAUAAAGCCUGAUCCAGAACUGGGUUGAGAAAUAGAAAUGAAAACAGCAGCAUUUCCCCUUUUUUACCACCCAGAGGCAGUGACCCAGAAGUUCAUGCCUUGCAGGCUCUUUCAUUUCUACAUUGGAAACAGUCCUUCUUUGGGACCAAAGAUCCAGUCCAUCUUCUGACUUUGGUGCCUCUGCUCCAGUGCUCUUCUCCCUUUUAUGUGCACCAUGCAAAACAAUCAGUCCAGGAAUGUGGCCUUUUCAUUGUUGCUGGAGCUCAACCACAGUUCUGGUUUCCUCAGUUUUCCUCAGUUAUAAACAAGCUUGUGGCACUGCCUUAUUACCAGGAAGAAGCCAUCUAAGUUGUCAUGGGGCAAAAUGGUGCUUUAGGUUUGGCAGAUAAACAACUUGGUUUUGGAUGGUCCAGUUUAAUGGAGUUGUGAGUCAAGCCGCAGGGAAUUUUCCAUGAUACUGUGUGUAUGUGUGAUACAUAUUUAUUUCACAAAAGAAUUCCUCCUCCCCAUAAUGAGAUAUAAAAAUGCUGCUGUAAAGACAAUGGAAAGUAUACAGGCAGACCGUUAGUAGUAUGACUUAAAUGAGAUUUUUUUGAAAAACCCUUAAAAACAGGCUUCACCUAUUAUUUCCUAUGCAAUAGGGGCCUGUGUAUACAUUCCUCAUAAUUUUUUAUUCCUUAACGUUUACGAUAUGCUUUAUAGAUGCAGAACAGCACACUUCAUGGUAUUUAUGGACUAGAAAACUCUUGGCUAGUUGGUACUAAAUGUGUAGAUAAUUUCAAACUCACAGGUCUUUAGCAAAACACAGAAAAGUCAUCAUGGUGACACAAUGACAGAAUAGAAUAUCUGCUCUUAGGCCUCUGAAAGAUUAAAAUAAACUUGACUUAAUUGGAAUGAAGCAUUAAAACAAAACAGUUGGCACAAGAGGUUUAACUGCAAACAAAUACAUAUUAUUGAAACAGAGAAAUAUUCUUCUGUACUUUGGUUUUUACAGAUUUAUCAUUAAUGAAGAGUGUUGAAAGUUUACUGAAAAUCAUGCUAUGCAACUGCAACAUUAUUUAUAUUGGGCCUGACAUUAAAAUUUUAAAGUGUCUGAAUUUUAUCAGGAUUUGGUAAAAAGUACCUGUAUGCAAAAAUGAAAGCUCACAGCACAUCACACUGUGAUGCACUAUGCUCAGUAUUUAGUACUAUUUCAUUUUUAGUACUAUACUGAAAUUUUGGAAAAAGCAAUUCUGUAAUCCUCUUGAGGACGUGACUUAAUUUACAGAAAAAAAACAUUAACUCUCUAUUGUAUAUAUUUGACAUGCAAAUUUAUAAUGAAUUUGUAUCUAAGUUCCCUACCCCUACUUUAGACGGAUUCCGCAUGGGCCAAAAACUGCAGUGUGAAACCAUUUAAAACCAUUUUACACCAUUUUCACACCGCUAUUUUUGGCCCAUGAGGAAUCCGUCUUAGUUUAGUUCACCUUGGAUUUUUCUUUUCUUUUUGGAGUAUGUAUAAAAUUGCUCAUAUUAUACAGGAACGUACUGGCUACCCUUCUCAUUCUGAUCUACUGUACUUAGAUAUUCAGAAUCCUAGAAGCUAUUCUCAUUUUAUCCUUUAAUGUGGUGAAGCUGCAGAAUUAUGUUGUCCCACAAUACUUUUUGGUGUAAAAUACAUGGUCUGAAUACUCCCAUGUUCAGUAACAGCUAGGAUUUAAUGUGUCUGUGAUGAUUUGUAAUAUAGUGAAGUAUUUAAAUAAGGCCAAUUAUUUCUGGCUACAAGGAUGCCUGCAAACAGUGUGGUUCCAUUUUUGUAUUAUAAAAGACUACUCUGAUUAAGAACCUAUUUCAAAUCACAUGGAUGUAAGAAAAGCCUGUAUAAUAUCAUUUGUUAAGAUAAUUCAGGUUAAGAUAGAAUACUCCCUCCUUUUUUCUUUGUGUCUUUGUAAGUGUUGGCCAAAAAAGCCUUUCCAAAAACUUUUAAAACAAAAGUUGAGUUCUCUGUUUAAACCUGCUCAGACCCCUUCCCAUCCUACUCGGAGUUCCCUGAGAUUGUCAAAAUUAAGAGACUAUUGAAGUUUAGUGCUAGCAAAGAAAAACAGAAAAGUCUUCAUCACUUGAACAGUAAUUCAAUAUCUAGCUUAUAGUUAUUCUAUGAACAAGGGGAAAACUUGCAGCCAAAAUUCCUGGAUUACCCUUCACAGAGUAGCACCAACAAGCUAUAGAAUUCUGGCACUAAUUUUACUUUGUAUGAUUUCCCUCCAGUCAUUAGCUAAAUAUGAAGUUACAUAGAUUAUCAUUUCAUAUCAGUUAGCUUUGUACUGAAUGCAACUAAUAGAUUAAAAAUAGAAUUCUCUGAACAAUAGGGAAGCUCUCUGGUGUAUCUGAAACAAUAAACAAAUCUUAUUUUUAGAAGUAAUUGAGAGUUUGAGAAGAGCAUAUUGAGAUCAGUUUUCUGUCCAAUGUUUAACCAAGAAGUCAGAAACAGUCCUCAACAAAGCUCAGAGGUCUGUGCCAAGGGUAUCAGUUCAUUUCUAAACUUGUUGACAAUUGUUAGCAAUUAGUCUCUAUUUAUGAAAUGCUCAAUUUGUAAAAAUUGUGUCUGCAUUUAUUUGCAGAUAUAACAAAUAUGAGGCUAACAUGUUAGUACUGAUGACCAGUUAGAUAUUCUUGCAAAUAUACUGCUCUUCAUAUAUUUUUUUAAGAGGAAAUGUGGAUGUACAUGUUUAAAACAGUCCAAAAUGCAACAGUAACAUGUUUGCAGUGCUUCAGGAGGAAAGGAACUGAAUCCAGCUGCUCCAUUCUUUUUUCAGAACAUGUCAUCAGCUCUGCUAAUUUUUAAAAAUUGGUCCUGUAUUCAUAGAGGUUUCAACUGGAUCAGUGAUUGAACUGCAUGUGCAGCACUCAUCUAGCUAUGGAUAAGGUCUUUAUCUGGAUUAGAAUGACUGGCUCGAUCUAUGCACUCUCUUAGACAAUGUACUUUACACAUGCAUUAAUCCCUUUUGCCAUUUGCAGUGAGGAAAUCCUGUUCAAGUGUUCCAUUGCUAAAUUGCUCCUAUGUUAAGCAUUGCUUACAUUUUGAACAUUUUAUAAUAAUUUGGUGAUAGCAUUUUAUUUCCUGGAACUGUUUCUGUCCAAAUUCCGGUAUGUUACUUCAAGAAUCAACAAAAUGUCUUGUGAGUAAAUAUGAAGCUGGUUACAUUUUCUAAAAAAUACAUGUGUUUUGAGAUCACGAGUAACAUUUAUUUUGUCAAACCAAAGACCAAGCUUUAUAUGUCCUAAAUCAUCCUAGUUUAUAUUUCUAACAGAUUUAUCACCUAUGUGAAUUUAAUAUGAAAUAGAAUCUACAUAUUAUAUAUUAGAGCUGAAAAAUAUAGACAUAUAUACUAUACUAUAUCCUAUAACAAUGCUAUAUUGCCAUAGUAGGAUUAUGUCUCCAUCACAUAAAAUAGUCCUUUUUUAAGAUGUGAAAAUGAAUGUUAUAGUUGAGUAAAAUUGUGUGAUUAGCAUAAAGUUCGGAUUCAUCCAAAAUUCAUCCCUUUGGUUGUUGGAGAACUUAACGCCAAGCACAGCCUUGUUUAUAAUACUAGAAAGUAAAAUGAUUUUGUGUUUCAUAAAAAGAAUUGCAGUGGCUUUGCAAUUAUGUCUUGAUUGGGCCAGCACAGCAUAACAUCUAGAUUCAUCCAGGCCCAGACCUCAUGCUGGUAGGAUGAGGAACAAACAACAAAAACUCUGUCAUGGUAUACUGUGCGGUGCCACACAGAGCAGCAUUUUUAUCUAUUUCCAACUGUUGCUCCAUACAUCCUUGUUCAGACUCUCAGCAUCCCAUAAGCAAUUGCCUGUGGGAUGCUGUAGUCCUGUCACCACCCAGGAAGAAUCCCACAAGGUAUUGUUAUGAAUUACUACCACAUGGUUACCAUGAUUUGCACAAUAUUGGAAGCUUGAAAAAUGUUGGUGUGAUUGAACGAAUGUUGCUUAUCAUCCAAUGACCUUGAGGCUCUAAAUAAUACAGAUGGCAACUCUGUUUGAUCUGAGCCCACAGCAGUACCACACAAUUCCAGGUAAACUUAUGGAGUCUGUUGAAUCUCUGAACUUGACCACUAGCUUUGUUGAUCCUAAAAAGAGUUUCAUUUCCACGCGCAUUCAUUGAUUAUUACGUUCCUUUUGCAACUGCCUCUAACCAUCUGGGAAGAUACCACCCCCCACCCCAAAAAAAAUAUGACCAGCUUGCCAUCCACAUUAAAUAUGUUAUGGUCUUGUCUAUAGAGAUUUAUAGUCAGAUAACUGAAAAGGAAUAUACAAAAAAGGAUCUGGGUGAAUUCCUGUUUGGUGCUACAUCCUGCCUGGUACUGUGUACCUUCAUAGACAAAGCUGCUGCUGAAUCUUAAGGAUUAGAAAUUAGAUUUCCAAGAACCUGAUUUCUCAAACACAGAGAGAAAGUUUUUAGUCCACGCAGUUACAGAAAAGAAAAAAAAAUCUGAAUAUUCAGAACUAUGCUAGAUUAGACAGGAAUGAAGAUUGAUUUUUUUGUCCCACUCAUCCUUCCUACCACAAGCUGCCUGUAACAUUUUAUCCAUGUAUCUUUUUAAAAAAUGUUCAAAUAUUACAUCAGGUAGGGAUUUUUAUCAGAGACUCAUACACCAGAUUUAUAAUCAAAACAGCUUGCAUGGAUAUUAAAAUAAACGGUACUUGAUCAGCGUGCCUAACCUUUCCUUCAUGUCAAAAAAUAGAUCUUUUGUAAUGUCCAGUUAUUCUUGAUUAGUUUUGACAGUGCUUUGUUUUUAAGACAACACCAACAAUACUAAAUUGAAGUAUUUAUUUUAAAAAUGGUUUUCAUUCAGUAGCCAGAAAGUUGUAUCAAUAUGUAACACACCUCACAUUUAAAGUUUUUUUCUUCUGUUUUUUUUACUAUGGCUUUUCUGUAUGAACAGUUAUUUCCUGAUUAUGCUGAAUGUUAUACAGUAAAACAGCACCUUGAAAUUAUA
This is a messenger RNA of Sphaerodactylus townsendi, 6491 nucleotides long. It is a transcript of the gene PARVA, whose product is annotated as parvin alpha. The record is from RefSeq and is a predicted model, not a curated record. Gene Ontology annotation, molecular function: actin binding. Gene Ontology annotation, biological process: actin cytoskeleton organization; establishment or maintenance of cell polarity; cilium assembly. Lineage: Eukaryota; Metazoa; Chordata; Lepidosauria; Squamata; Sphaerodactylidae. Gene Ontology annotation, cellular component: actin cytoskeleton; focal adhesion; cytoplasm. The transcript has 14 exons. Bases 135 to 1253 code for a protein of 372 amino acids.